This is a messenger RNA of Lymnaea stagnalis (great pond snail), 9970 nucleotides long. NCBI's taxonomy places the organism in Eukaryota, Metazoa, Mollusca, Gastropoda, Lymnaeidae. The record is from the annotation of a GenBank genome assembly.
CCAGAGUGUAAACUUGACAACGGCCCGAACCGCAAGGCUUUCUUUCUCCAAAAAUCAAAUUCUCACAUAUUUUUUUCAGAAUUCUAAAAUAAAAGCAUAAAGAUGUACAAAUUAGAUCUGCCUGUUGAUUACAAACAGGCGGCGGCAAUAGAACGCCGUCGCGCUAUGGAGGAAGAGAGAAAAACUCGUAUAUUUAACGCCAGAACGAGACAGAUUGGGGUUAGUACAUUUUUUUUUUUUUAAUUCUUAAAAAUUAAUCUGAUACUUCCUCCUCAAAUUUAUUUUAUUUUGUAAGUUUAAUUUUUUCCUAACAGUAUUUCUUUUAUAAUCAUAACUUUUUAAAUUUUUUUAUGUUUAAUUAAAUUGAAACACUUUAAAUUAAUUCUAAUGAUGUUUGACAUAGUUUACUGAAAUUAUAUGUAUGUUAUAAGUUAUAUGAAAAUUAUGAAAUUAUUGGAAUAAAAUAUGUUAAAAGUUGUUAGCCUACUAAGUUACUUUGUUGUAUGAUGCUUAUUAUGACACUUGUCAAUAGGGUCUCUCAUUUCCAAGCUUUUAGCUUAUUCUGGUGAAACAGGAUAAAACUGACUCUUACGCCAGGAAAUCCCACUAUGAUUAGCCUAAAUGAAAAUGGCCUAAUAAUGUCAAAUGUAGAAUAUUUUUAAAAACUAAAUUAACCUACAACUGAUAUGUUGGUUUUAGUGAGUGACUGUUUAAUGUAGCCAGUGACUUAGCCUUAUGGAGUGUUUGGGAAAUGGCAUCACAUCAACAAAAAGUUACUAAGUCAAGGCUUAACUAUUAGUAUUAGAUAGAAAACGAAAUAAGGGAUCAUUCAUAAAUGAUGUCGGGCAUCUAGGUUAUGGUUUUGGGUGGGGUGGGGGGGGGUAAUAAAUUUGUGAUGAUUUAUUUUAUGGUCUACAUUGGGUGAAAAAUUUGUGAUGAUAAUAGAGUGUUCAAAAUCGGUCUAAACGGUGUGACAUCCUUUUUUUAAUGGAAAGUUGUUUGAAAGUGUAAACUUUGUUUAAUUUUUUUAAUUUAAAGGGCUAUUAAAUAAGUGAAUUUCAUGGUUUAAUAUUACUUAAAAUUAUAACCAACUUUACUCUUUCUAAUGUGUUUAUUGCUAUUUUAAUUAUUGAAUUAUUUUUCAUAUUCAUGAUCUUCUUUAAUUUUUUUAAGAUUGACAAGCAGGCAAUUGAACAACAAGUUUUUGAUAAGAAACAAAUGGAAGAAUAUGAAAGGAAAAGGCAUGAGGCAUUUGGUAUGACUUUUUGAGGAUUUUCUUUUUGUUUUAAUGAUGGGCGUAGCCUAAAUCCCCAACACCACUGAGUUAAAACUCUUUCAAUAUUUGCUCUAGAACACAGGUUAAAGGCUAUCCAUAAAUGACGUCACACACAUUUUGCAAAAUUUUAACCCCCCAUCAUCACAAAUAGAUUCCAAUAUAUUGUCACAAACCUCCGCACUCCCCCCCCCCCAUAAAAAUCCAUCUGUCUACUACUGUCCUUUACAAGCCGUAAUAAAAAUUACCUCCCAUGGAUAUCGAAUUACUGCUCCUGUGUCAGAAACAUUUCCCUAGAACAGUGAUUCUUAAACAGGUGUGAAAGCAGAACCUGUAGUGCAUAAGACCCAGAAUAUAAAUUUCAUUUGCUAGUUGUUUCUGCCUUUAAAAAUAAAAUCAGUUUUAUGCCGUUUGAAAAGCUGCAGUAAAUGUUUUUUCUGAUGAAUUUUGCUAGUGGAUUAAUUAUAUUGGUAAUUUUUUUUCUUGUAUCUAGAAAAUUAAUGAAACAAAUUAAACAACAAUAAAUAAAUUAUUUAAUUAUUUUCAGUUUUUAAAUAUUAUUACUAUUCAAAUUAUGCAGGGGUGGAAAGGAUUGGGUGAUGUUUAAAAGUUGAGAGGAGAUGCAGCACUGCGACAAAUUUAAGAAUCCCUGGUAUAGAACAUUUACUAAAAGUCAUCAACCCCUCCAACCCCUCUCUCCGACAUUUUUUGUUCCAUCUUACUUCCUGCCAUGAUAGCCUCAAUUAUAUGAAUCCCGUCUCCACAUUUUGAUGUAAAUUCUGAGGACUGUCAAAGUCACUGCACCCUGACUGUCUUUCUCUGUGGCGUCCUGUACUUGAUCAGAUGCCAAAUAAUAUAAUUAUAAUUUUUGUAUAAAAGAAUAAUGUUAAAAAGGUCUGUAUUUUAGUGUUAUUUGUUUUUUUUUAAUUAUAUAUUCCGCUUCAUUGUGACGUCACAUUGCUUUAACCCCCCACUUUGGCUAUUUUGGAGAGAUGUCGCCAUGACGUCAUUUGUGUGUUUAUUAUAGUUUCAGUGAAUUAGGGUUCAGGUUGGGUUUAUGGAUACAUAUAGGGUUCAGGUUAGGUUUAGGGAUACAUUUUGGGUUCAGGUUAGGUUUAGGGAUACAUUUAGGGUAGGUUUAGGGACAGAGUUAACUAGAACUUUUAAUUUUAGCCAUUACCCCCCCCCCCCCAAACCUUCCCCAAAUUUGCAGGUUUUAUUUAAAGUAAUAUGUACUGUGGCGCCUCCAGUAAUAAACAACUAAAAGACCUGAAAUGAUACUCCUGGCUACAACACCCCCCACCCCAGAUUUAAAGAAAGAAAAGCAUAGAUAAUUGAAAUUCAAAAAUGGUUAUUGAAUAUAUUUAUUGGGAGAAUACACUUAAAAGCUUUAAAAAUAAAAGUGAUAAAAUAAAUUAAAUUAAUAGAAUCUUUAUUAUUAACAAAAGAAUUUCUUGAAGAAACAUUUCAUUUCAAAUUUUGGAGAAUUUAUACUUCAUUUUUUUAUCUGACAACAUAAAAUUGAAAGAUACGGUCUUAUGGGUCCCGUAAUGGAUUUUUAAAAAUGUUCUUUGAUGUGGAUAAUCCUUGUUUAAGAUAGGUUGUUGCAAAAGGCAGCAAUUAUUGAUAGCCUCCUCAUCUGCAUUUUGAAAGACAAUGCAGCUCUUUACAUUUUGAGGAUAAGCAGUACUGUCAGAAGGAAUCUGCCAUGGUUAUGAAAUUCACUGGUUGACACCCACAUAGGGGCAUGACUAGUUAUGGAAAAUAAUACAUUUGACAGUGCUGAAUCAAGUUGUUUUAUAACAGAUUUAAGUUAAAUAAAACAGUAUGGUACCACCAUAGAAGGGUGUGAUAAGAGAGUGUGACAUAGAACCAUAGUAGGGUACCACCAGAGCAGGUUGGCAUCAGAGCAGGUUGGCACCUAAGCAGACUUGGAGAAUAUCCAUGGGGAAGUCUGGAGGGGGAGACACCUUGAGAUAACUUUGUUACACCAACCCUAAUGAUGCCCAGAUAAAAUAGAAGACAAGGACACACUUUUUAUAGAAAACAGCAGGUGGGAUCAUGCUAGCUGGCGAGCCACUAGUCACAACAACAUAUUGGCCUGGGUGUGUUUCUCUAUUUCACUGGCCAGAUGUAGUGUUGUGACAUAAAAUUAUUUUUUGAAAAUGAACCCACUUUUUAUUUAACUUAAUUUAUUUCUAUUUUUGAGCCUUCAUUACCCCAAAGAUUUUCAUGUUUAACCCAUUUGGGGUAAUUUACCCUGGUUGGCUGACCCCUGCUCUAGACCAAUGUUAUCUAAACUUCCUAGUGUGAAUGUGAAUUGCACCAAGGACCAGUUCGUUAAUUAUUGUUCAAUGAAAAUUAUCUUGUUCAUGUUUGUGGACUAAUAACUGAGUUCAGCACUGGACUGCUCUUUAUGAUAACCCUCAACUGCUCGGAUACUGUUCCAUUUUAUCCCACAAAACUAUUUUAGAUUAUAUUGUAUUAGCUUAUACAUAUCGAUUUUGAAAAUAUUUUUCGUAUACACAUCAGAGCCAGUCAUUUAUGCCAUCUUAGCUACCAGGUGUGUUUUACUUUAUUAAAUAAUAAUGUGAAAAACUUCAUUAUAGUUUUAAUUGAUUUCCCACAGCAUUUAUCAUUUUAGUUCUAGAUAAUAUGGGAGAUAAAUAUGAAGCUAAUAGUGUUUUUUUGUGUGCUAAAAUGAUGGUUUAGUGUUUAUUUUGUGUUUCCUAAAAAAAUUAACCAUCUAUAAACAAUAAUUCAAAUAUACCAACAAUUCUGAAAUUUCUCUAAAUUAUUAUGCAUAUGAACAGUUAAAAGACAAAAAUGGCUGAUAUGACCCAAAAUUUAUGAGUGAACAUUUUUUCUAAUGUAUCUUUUUCUAAAUUUAAAAAUAUUAGCUGCUGAUGCCCUAAGGAAUGACAGAAUUGCAACUAUGCUACAGAAACGUCAGGAACAUGAUGUUCGUGCUCUUAAUGAGGCUCUAAAUGAAUUCAGAGCCCUCCAUCAACAGCCAAACCAGAGGAGAGAGUGGGACCUCUAUGACCCUGAUGCUCUAAAGAAAGACAAACCAGCUCGUGUCCAUGAUGAUGACCCCCGCUGUGGAAUUGCUAGUAUACAGAAAUUUGAUGGUGAGGACCUCAAUGGCAAGGUAAAUGAUGCUAACAAGUUUUGGUCUAUGAUAUUUUUUUUAAUGCUUUUUCUGUCAGCAAGCCCUGCUAGAAGAAACACAUUUUUUUUCUUUCAAGAAAAUAAGUACAAUUUAAAGCUGAAGAGCCAAAUAAAAAAUUUAUUUUAUAAGAACUUCUUUUUUUUUUUUUUUAAAUAAGGUGUUAGAGACAUUGUAUAUUAUGAAUUUUUUAACAUUUGUUUUAAUUAUUUAUAUUUAAAUGUUACAAAAUGCAUAACAUACGAAAUCAAUAACACUAAUUUUUCUGAGUAAGAAAAAUAAAAAAUUUAUUUUAUAAGAUUUUUUUUUUUUUUUUUUUUUAAAUAAGGUGUUAGAGACAUUGUAUAUUAUGAAUUUUUUAACAUGUGUAUUAAUUAUUGAUAUUUAAAUGUUACAAAAUGCAUAACAUACGAAAUCAAUAACACUAAUUUUUCUGAGUAAGAAGUUCAGAUACAAUAAAUGUAGUUAUUCUCUUUUAAUUUUAUGAAUAAUUGUUGGUCGUCUUUAUUUAACAAAAGUUUACAUUUUUUUCUGAAGUCAGUGAGCAUAAUUUUGUGUGUAUUGCUCAUCUUUUUCAUGUAAAGAGAUCAUUCAGUAUAUUAUUAGCACUUAUUUAAGAAGAUCGUGGUCAAAUAUGGAUGCUCCAGAAAGUUUAUAUCAAUAGUACAGCAAUUGCAUACUGGUAUGCAGGCUAGGGCUCGAGUAAAAUGGGGAGACAUCUAAACCAUUCCUUUGGCAUAUGGCAUCAAACAUGUUUGUGUCCUGGUUAAAACACUUUUCAUUCUCAUGUUUUCCUUCAUGGUGGCCGAUGCCUUCGGAGAGGGAGAGGUUGGAAUUGGUGUCAGAUACUGAACUGAUGUUAAAUUAUUCAACCUUAAGAAGCUACAUGCCAAAUACAAGGUCCUGGCAGACAUCAUCAGAGACUUCCUAAGUGCUGAUGAUUAUGCCCUAAAUGCUGGAUCAGAAGCUGAUAUGGAACACAGUUAACAACUGAUGAUGAGGUUAAACUUUGAAUUGCAAGAGCCCGUGCAAUAUUCAGAAAAAUGUCAUCACUAAAAUAAAAGUAAAUAAAGCGGAUGUACUUCCUAUACUUCUCUAUACCUGUGGAAUGUUGCCUAUCAACACCAUGGAAGAAAUUGAACCACUUUCAUGCAACAAGCUUCAGAAAAAUCUUAAAAAAUAGAAUCGCUGGACAGGGUCCCAGAAACUGAGCUACUCCCAUGUUGCCAAAUGAAUUUUGAAUGUUUAAAAAAUACAUUUAAACACAAAAUAGGAAAUUUACUCCCUACUAAUAAAGAAAAUUGAAAUCGAUUUAAAAUUUAGGUUGAAUUGCUUUGUUAAUAUUAAAAGCUUGAAAACAGUUCAGGUUUAAUUCUAAAACACACAAGGUGGCCAUUUAACUGUUAAUUUUAUGUAUGAACUUGUCAUUCAUUUUAAUGAUGGUAGACUUUGGUUAGCUUAUAAUCUAUGUAAUUUAUUAACAGAAAUGUAUUCUCCAAAAAAGAAUCCAAACAAACACACUAUUUUACAAUGCUUCUAAAUGUUAUAAUAAUAUAAUGUUAUCACUUCACUCCACGAAAUUUGACAUUGCAAUUUUUGAACUGUUUUUUUUAAUUAUUUUUAUUGCUCAGUCAUGUGUAAAGAGUUUAACUCUUUCAAAUGCUCUUCCAUGAGGAAUUUUAUCCUGGAAGCUUGGUGUGUAUGAAUUGUCAAAUAUAUCAAUAAUAUAAAUUUUUUUAUGGGUAAAGUAAGGUAAAGGCAAAUAUUUUUGUAUCUUUUCAAGGCUCGUAAGAAGCUUCAAAAUGAACAGGCACGGAAAUGGCAUGAGGCUCAAAUGCGUGAAAAGGAGAGAGCCCGUCGUAACCAAGAGGAAGCAGAUCGUCUUUAUGAAUUGAAGCAAAAGGAACUUGAUCAAAGAGCAAUGGAGCUCCAAGAAGCAGAAGAGCAAUGUAGAAAGGCAAUCAAUAUGGCUACUGCUUCAUAUAAUGAUGCAUUGGUAAGUUAAAUUUGUAGUCUCUGAUUUAUAUCCUAAAUGACUCUAUUAUAAGCCAUAAGCCUAGAUGGAACACUGCAUUUAAAUUUAUUUUAAUUCUUUAUUCCUAAAGUUUUUUGGUUAAAUUUGAACUCAUCAAAUUUAAAAUUUAUAGAUUUCAUUUCCCAUAAAUCAUUUUUUGCGUACAUUUUCCUUUCUUGUAAUAUUCAAAACGUCCAGCCACUAUUUGAAAAAAUGAAGAAAAGUUAUUUUUUUAAGCAUUUUAAUCUCAUAACUCUUGGAUUAAGUUCCAAGCACCCCUCUCACCACAGGAAACAUUUUGUAACCUCAUGUAGAAUUUAAAUGUUUUCAAUUAAACAUGUAAUGUCCCAAAAACGUAUAAUACAAUAUAAUUAAGUUAAAUUGACUUUUGUUAAAGUUAAUUAUAACUGUGUUUUGCAAGGUCAAGACCUCAUAAGUAUUUGUAACUUACAAGAUUAAUUAACUUACAAGACUUAGGUUUGGUUUUCUAUCAAGCCAUUGAAUGCAGUACUGUGAACACGAGGGGAAAAAACAAGCAAGGAUAAAAUACUUAUCUCCAACUGCUGCAAAUUUAUUUGUUGUUUAUUCUUAUAUUUUGUAAAACAAUGUAAAUUCUUGCAUUUUCAUUGCUUUGAUUUCUGUUAAGUACAUUAAACAACUAAUUUUUUUUUUUAAAAAGCAGUACAACAAAAUAAAUCAAUAAACUUGAUCAAGGAUCUGUGAUUUCAGUUUGUGAUGCAUUAUGACUUAUAACACAUAUUAAAUGACAAUAUCUUUUUAUUUGAAGAACAAUGAGCAAAUGGAACGGGAAAGGCUCAGGAGACAACAGGAGUUGGAUGACAACAUGACAGAAAUCGCCAAUCACGUAUUUGGGGACAUACUCACUGAGAAUCCUGCUGUUGCCCAGAGUGCCUUUGGCCCACAUCGUGUCAUCCCUGACAGAUGGAAGGGGAUGUCACCUCAGCAGCUGGAGGAGAUUAGGAAAGAGCAGGCCAGGCAAAGAGCAGAAGCUGAGGUAAAAAUUAAAAUGCUAUAGGUUGAAUUAUCAGCUAAUGACAAACAUAGCUUACAUGCUAAAAAAGCUUGUAAGUGCAGGUGGAUGUCAAGGAUUCUCUGUUUUUGUAAAGGUGUUUCACAAUCUACUGCAAUAAAUAUAUUAGGAUAAAUUGGGAUAAAAGUGUGAUAUUAUAUUUUAUCUACAGUUAGGCUAAUUUUCAAAAAUGGCAUACAUUUUGUUAUAUUAUUUAGAUAUCUCUUAUACACAUUACUCUUCUGGUGUGACUCAUAGACUGCUUCCAUUUCUGGCUGCUUCCUUUUUAGCAUAUUUUAUUUGGUAUUGAGAGUAUAUUACAAAUAAUUCUAAAUUUUUUAAAGAAGUAUUGUUCAAUAGUUUGUUCAUUAGCGCGCAAAAUAUAAUUCCCGAUAACUAUGCUAGAUAUAUUUUUUUUUUUUAAUAACGCAUCCGCAUUUGGUGCGUGAUAUUUUCUUUUCGGAAAAUGAAAUCGUCUCAAUUUAAGUAUGGUGUAAAAAAUAUUAAUUUUAAAAGUGGUUGGGACAUCAAAAUAUUUAAUAUAGUUCAUGGGGGUGAAAUAAAAAGUGUGCAGUGACGUAUCAUGGGAAAUUGGGAUUCUUAAAUGUGCGUUACUUGAGCUCAUGUUUUGUCAAGUAACUUUAGUAGAUGGGAAGUUCACUCAUUGCUGUCACCAAUGUUCGGCGGGCUAUAUCUAGUUAAUAUAAAAUUCUUUAAGGUUAGAGUUUCUGUUACAGGGAGAUCAUUGAAUAAUAUAUGUUGACCUUCCUUUGAAUAUCUGGCUCCAGAUACCCAAAUCUUCUUCACUAAAUCUCUUCAAAUAUAUGUGUGCUGUUGUAUUGCAAUAAAAUCCUCAGUCAAUUUCCAUUAACAAGUCUAUUAAACAAUUAAAAUUGUUUUUAAAAAAUGAGUUCUUACAAAAGGCUCUUAGAAAUGUAUUUUAUUGUCAUCUCUGAAUUAUUUUCAGCGCCUUCGACAGGAGGAAGAACUCAGAAACAGAGAAUUUGAACGCCAGGCAUCAGCCAAUGCCAGAGCAGCCCUCAUGGUUGAAAGAGAACUGGAACGCAAGCGCAGGGAACUGGAGAAGGCUCAGGCUGAUGAGAAUCGUCGUUUAGCACAGGAACAAAAAGCUCACUUAGAUUUCCUAAACAGAGAAGUGUAUACAAAUCCUCCUACAGCUGCCUACUUUAUGCAAUUUAACACCACAACUCGAUAAUUAAUUCCAUUUUUCCUAGUUAAAAUGUCCAAAUCAACUGUGAUAACAAAUGUUGAGUGAUUUAAUCAUGUCAUAUUAUAUGAAGGAUUCUUUCAAAGCUAGCUUCUUGUUUGUACAUCUUUUUUUUUAAAGAAAUAAUUUUUUAUUGAUCAAAAUAAUGUCUGAUAGCUUAAUAUUCUUUAUCGUUGCAAAUAUAACCUGGAAUAUUUUCAAAAUUUCAGGAUCUACUAUAAAGUUAGCUGAAAAAAUUAUGAUUUUAGAUCCUAUUUUUAAUGAUGAGAGGUGGGAAUCUUAUGAAUUUAUGCAGCAAACUUUGAAAUCUAAUGCAUCUUGAUAUUCACAUUUUUAUGCUGAUAUUUUGAGCUGAGCUUACAGUUACACCAUGCAGCUUAACUUGAAUAGUGUAUUUAUUUUACUAUGAAGUAAAUGUGUUUUUUAACAUAAAGUAGAAGUUUUUGUUUAAAUUUUUCAUUUUGAAAUCAAUGCAUUUUAAAAGAUUAGAAAUUUGCAAUGAUAUAAUGUUAAAAAUAAUAAAUUAUUUUAUCAUGUUUUGGAAAAGAGAUGCACUUGAAAAAAUAUAUUGUCUGUCAUAAUUUAAUCUAUUCUACAGUGUUAGUCAUAUAUUUAUUUUUUAGUGCUAUCAAAAACAGAUGGAAUUUGCAAGUAAAUAUUAUCGUCUGUAAGCAUUAGUAUAUCUGAUUUUCCAAUGAUGCAUGUGUGAGAGGAAAGAAUGUGUUAAAAUAACCUUUGAGAAAAAAACAUGAAAAUUUGACCAUUUUAUAUUGUAUUGUACUUAAAGAUAAAAAUUAACAAAUAUGGUUUUGUUUUAUAUUAUAGCCCUACAUUUAUAUUUGUUAAAAAUUUACUUUUAAAAACUUUAUGAAAAUAUGAUAUAUAUUGAUUUUGAUAAAAGAUUUAUACUGGGAAUGAUUUAGCAAGAAUGUCAAAAUGUUUUUUAUUAUUUUGAAUGAACUGGAAGUAAAAUGUAAAUACAAUUUUUGGAAGAUUAAAAAGUGAGCAGAAGAUGCUAUGGACUAAGUUGGAAUUAUUACUAUAACUUCAAAUGUCAUAUUGCCAUGUUUUAUUCUUGAGCUUUAUAAAGUUGAUUUUAAGCAAAGAAAUAAUAAAGUCAACUAUUUUUUAAUAUUAUGGUUAGCAACACACAAAAAGCAACAUAGUUUUCCCUGUACAUCUUUUAAACUGUCCAAAAAUAAAUAAAAAAUCUAUUUGAAACCUGCUGCAGCUGAAGUCUGUGUCAGCUGCAAUAC